AUGGCUGCACUGCGCAGGCUUAUCCUUUCAUUCAGCUCCAAAACAGGGACGUUCACCGCGCAGAAACAGCAAACAUCCUCAAAGGCGACAAAAGUGCCGAAACUUAUCGCAGCGGGAGCGUGCGUCACAGCCGGCGCUGCCGCUUAUUAUUAUUACUACUGCUGCUCGCACGUCGGUAGGCGGCCCGGACUGAAGAGCCACGUCGAGGAUCGGCUCGUGCAUCUGGCGCUGCCAUCAGUUUCCGCCACCCAUAAGACACGGCCCUACAGCUUGGAAGAUGGAGAUGCCUACAUGUCCUCCUAUGAGAACAGAUUUCGCCUGUUCAGUUCAGUGGAGUACGAGGGCCAGCUCUACAUGACUCCACUAAACUUCAUCGAGUCGGUCACGCUGAACGAACCAAAGAGCAGGAGAGUAUGCAAGACCCUCACGAAAAAGGAAUUAGACAAGAUGCUGGCUGAUACCCCACCUGUUUGGAAAGGAUCAUCUAAUUUGUUUAGAAAUCUGCGUGAACGAGGUGUCAUCAGUUAUACCGAGUACCUCUUCCUGCUCUGCAUUUUAACAAAGCCCCACGCAGGCUUCAGGAUUGCUUUCAACAUGUUUGAUGCAGAUGGAAAUGAAAUGGUGGACAAAAGGGAGUUCUUGGUGCUGGAAGAAAUUUUCCGUAAGAAGAAGGACAGAAAAGACAUUACUGAAGAUAUGCAAAGACUGGACCAACAAAGCCUUCAACUUUACGGACAUCACAAAUCCCAGGCGUGCAGCGUUCUAAAAAAAGAUGGUCAGCAUGUGGCUGCCCGAGGCAUGUGGGAUGUUCUCAGACGUGGCACAAGUCAAGUUCUGUUUUCUGAUCUCACCGAGAAUGUGGACGAAAAAACAGAGACAACGCUGUUGGUGCAUUUCUUUGGGAAAAAAGGCAAAGCUGAGUUGAAAUUUGAAGAUUUUUACAGGUUCAUGGACAACCUGCAGACAGAGGUGCUUGAGAUAGAGUUCCUCUCCUACUCCAAAGGCAUGCCCACCAUCAGUGAGGAAGACUUUGCUCAGAUCCUCCUUCGUUACACCAACGUUGAGGAUGUUAGCGGCUAUUUGGAGAACAUGCGUCAUAGCAUGCCAGAUGAAAAGGGAAUCACCUUUGAGGAGUUUCGGUCCUUCUUCCAAUUCCUUAACAACCUGGAGGAUUUUACCAUCGCCAUGCAAAUGUACAACUUUGCCAACCGUUCAGUUGGGCAAGAGGAAUUUACCCGGGCGGUUUUUGUGGCCACUGGCAUCAAGCUGACCCCCCACUUGGUCACCACUGUCUUCAGGAUCUUCGACGAGGACCACGACAAUAAACUCAGCCACAAGGAGUUCAUUGGCGUCAUGAAGGACCGGCUGCACCGCGGUGCCGGGGGCGUCCGAGUGGAGGAAAAGUUUGUCUCCUUCAAGUCCUGCAUGAAGAAGGAGCUUUCAGGCAAAUAGGUGUAAGGUCCCAGCACCAGUGCAUGUGCCUCCUCUCCUCUCCUCUCUGCCACGACAGAAAAGUUAAUGCAUGCUGCAGCACAUUAUUGCGCUAUCUUUGAGGUUUUGAAAUAAACAGGAUGUGGCACAAAGAGGAUGUGGUCAGCCUGAUGGAAGCGGCGUUGCAAGUGGUCAAACGAACACCAGUGACCUGCUACUUAACCCAGUGUUACAGGACUCUGCGAGCGUAUCUAUAUGCUUUUGCCUGUUUAAGAUACUGAACUAUUUAUUGUUGUUAACUCUUAUUUAUUUAUUUAAAAAAAAAAAGAAAAAAGAAAAAUCAUGGUUGUCUUAUUACUGCUCUGCCAGCAUGUUUUGCCCACUCCUUCUAUCCUGAGUCUGAUUCUGUUCAGUGGAAGCAUUGCCUGCAUGCUUGCUCCUUUUGUGGUCUCAGCAGCCCCCCUGCACAGAUCAGCCUCCCCUCCCCCUCCUACUCGCCCCCAAAACUCUGCAGCUAAAACCCUCCCGGAUCCUCCAGAGGCAGCAGGCCUGAACACACUUGGUCUGUAGCUUUUUCUCGGUUUGACUACAGGCAGCUAACAGUGUUAAUCAUUUCUUGGCUGGUACAGAGAAGUGCUUUUGCACCACUUGCAGGGAUGACCUCUUUAUAAAUAUAUGCAAAAUGUUAAAGCCAUACCUUUGCUUCAGUCCCGGGACACUGAGCUUUAAUAUCAGGAAUAAUACCUUAAUUUUCUGAAGCUUCCACUUAUUGUACGAAGCUCUUAUGCAAUAUUAUGUUUGCUUUGGGUGGAGUCGUGUGCUGAAAAAAAAAAACACCUUGAAGAUAUUGUCAUGUUACACUCUUUAAUGUAUUAACCAGACUAAUGUAUUUGUAUGUCACAUUUCAGACGAGUUCCUAUUUAAAUGCUGGGUUAGUUAGACUACCUCAUUCCUUGAGAUCAGGCUUCGACUGUUACACUGACAUUCGCUCUCAUGUGAUCACUGUUUCCACGCCUGUAUGUGAAUAAACCACGCCUGACUCACCGUCCUCUCAGCAAGCCGCUGUUGCAUUCUCCGUUCUGUGAUUACAGAGGAGUGGUGGCAGCACCACACUGGAUAAAAUUGGCUGUUUAAAUCUCAACCUGAAGGCAAAUCAUUAACAGUAUUAAUCAUAAGAAACUUGGGGCUGUGUGGGUGUUCAAAACUCUAAUCAGGGACUUUUUUUUUUUUUUUUAGCUUUAAAUGAUUAAUUCAGCUGGGUAAUAAUUUACAGGCUGGCGCUCUAAUCAUCCACUUUCUACAGUAACAUGAAGGGGGACUGUCAGGGAUUUUUGUAGGUGUCAUUUCAAUAAUCAGACAUUCAUUUUUAGCUGUUCAACUAUAUUUCACAUUCUUGUCUGUUUUGAUGAGGGGCUUCACUUUUCUGUCACUUUCAUAGGAGCAAUCAGGUUCAUACAAGGAGAAAUUGUGCCACGCGAAAGGAUGCAUUUAGUGGUGCUUCAGCAACUUCAGCAAAUAAUUUCACAAAGUUGAGUGAUUUAUGAGAGAUAUUAAAGACAGAUUCUCUCUAACUGAAGCAACACAAGAUUUCUUUAUUUAAUGUUAAAGCUUUAAGGCACUGGAUCCCUAAUCACCCUUCCCUUAUUAUCUCAGAUUUUCCAAAAGGCCUGUCUGAGCCACUGGAUGCAUUUAUACAACUGUUUUCACAGGCUGAGGAGCAUUUCUCAUUCAAGUAUAUGAGACUGUAAAGCUGUAGAAUCACUGCUGAAAAUAUACCUGAUGCUUGCCUAUCAUGUCACUUUAUGGCUUCACUGAAAGCUCAGGUCAUCUGUGCUGCCUUCCAGCAGCCUCUCUACUCUCAGUGUUAUUUGCUGCCAUCAGAACAGGGCAGUAGAUAUGCAUAAGGAUCUUUUCCCUUUAUUAUUUGAUAUACUGUGGACCUUUUCCAUAGCAGCCAUUCUCAUAUAAAAUAGCCUGUAAACUCAGGUGUUACUGAUCACAUUAAUUAAGGCUUUGUACUGAAGUACAGGCCUUAAUUAAUGUAAUUAGUAAAAGUUGUAUUACUUUGAACCCUGCCUGAAACCUCAGUGAAUUUUGAUUGUGGACACACCUGCUGGCUUCAUAAACAUGCAGGAAAUGCUGAUGCUAUUAUUACAAUUAGGAUUCAUUUGAACAGUAUGGGGCACAUUAAGCAGGGGUCUGGAAGUCCUUUAUGAAGAAAUUUUGAAUAUAGUUUCUGUAUUCUGGUGCAUUUUGCAUGUGGCAAUUUGUAACUUUUUAAAAGUUAAGUGCAAAAAUUGGGCGAUCACCAGCAUAUACUGGAAUAUAAUACAUUGAAGCUCCCAGAUUCUAUAUUGUCUUAAGAUAAUUAUUUUCAUCAGUUCUCAUGCCUUGUUAUCUUUGCUGAGUCACAA
This is a messenger RNA of Archocentrus centrarchus (flier cichlid), 3845 nucleotides long. It is a transcript of the gene micu3b, whose product is annotated as mitochondrial calcium uptake family, member 3b. The record is from RefSeq and is a predicted model, not a curated record. The transcript is spliced from 15 exons. NCBI's taxonomy places the organism in Eukaryota, Metazoa, Chordata, Actinopteri, Cichliformes, Cichlidae. Gene Ontology annotation, cellular component: uniplex complex. The coding region runs from base 1 to 1452 and encodes 483 amino acids. Gene Ontology annotation, biological process: mitochondrial calcium ion homeostasis; calcium import into the mitochondrion. Gene Ontology annotation, molecular function: calcium ion binding.